GCCUAUCUGGCGAAAGUCCCGCGAAUUCAACCACCAAGCUAGGCACUCCCCUCUGGCGGCCCUCUCGCUCUUCUGUUCUACCUCUCACCCUCGCGAGAUGUAUCCGUGAGGCAGCAACACGAUGCCCGACUCAGUGCAGCAGCGCCCCAAAGACGCCGAGGAGACGCGCAAGCGCGCCGUGGCUUUUCUUCGCGACAUCCUGAAGAAGAGCAAUGGUAAGUCCUCCGAGGACAUUGCCGUCAGCAUUCUGAAUCUGGCGCUGGAGGAUGGCAAUCCAGUGCGGGAAUUCUUUAUUCAUUCUAAGUCGCGUACUUCUGCCGCUUCAUCCGAACGCUCUGUCAAGUCUCGCAGCUCUUCGAAGAUUUUGAGAAUUGCGAGGCGAGAGUAUUCGAAGAUUUCGCCGAGUAAGACGCCGACGCCCAAUCAACAGCUGUCCGGUUCGAAGACGACUGGUGUUCCCGAUGGGGGUAAAUCAGAUGGCCAGAAUCAAGCGGAGAGGUCGAAAUCAAAGGAGAAUGAAGAUUCGAAGCCCAGCAAGACCCCGGCUGAAAUGCCAUAUCGGUGCAUUGUGUGCAACGAAGACCUCAGUUACAAAGGCGUCUGCAAACGGCAUCUGGACGAGCAGCACGUGACCCCGAACGUGUUCCAAUGCGAAAGAUGCAACCAGUGUUUCGACACCAAAGCUGAGGCCAAGAAGCAUUGCAACCGCUGCGGCAUGGGAAACUUCCAUUGGAACGUCGUCAAGCCGCCGGCCAAGACCAUCUACGCCUCGGAAUACACGGAUGAAUGGUUCUCAUCCAAGUCAAUGUACCUGGAGCAUCUCCUCAAGCUAUCCAAAAAGGGGAGCACUCGCCCGAAAGCGAGCCUGAAUCGCAAGCUGCGCACGCUUCUCGGACAUCCCAGCCUGGUGGAACACGUCAUUGAUAUGAGCGAGGUGACCUUAGGGCUCGGCGAUGCAUGGAAACGGCUGCGAUGGUCGGACACGCAACUCCAGCUGGCGAUCCAGCAACUCGAAGAUGCGGCGGUGGUGCACGAAAACGGCAUCAUCACUUUCGAGGGACAUACACAGCCCGCGCUCAACGUCCGCCAUUUCUUACAUGCGUUGAUCAGCGCCGGAACGUUGUCAGAUGUUCAAUCCCAUCCUGGCUCUCCUCCCCCUCAGCAAUCAGAUGGCCGACAUGAUCGACGUCGCUCUUCUGUUUCAACUGCCAUUCGUCGUUCAACCCUUGGGGUACCAGGCAUGUCUGCAGCGAAUGCAUCUGCUGCAGCUACACUACCCAGCAGCGGAUAUGCUCUAAACGGCACCAUCGCCGCCCAGCAAAGUGCUCCAACACGCCGACACACACCUUCCGCUCGGGAAAUGCGGGCCAAGAGACAUCGCUCCGACCUCAGCGGUUCAACCGAAGCCACCAGGAAAGCCCCUGGGCCUCCCAGGACCCCAGUGGGUCUCCAAUAUCCACCUACUGCACAUGUCCAGGUGCCAGACCCCAGAUACGCAGGACUGGGAUCCACAGUCCUACCAGAGCGACCAAUGGUCGACCACAUAUCUCAGCAAUACGCCGCAGCCAACAGCCUCGUAUCCCAACCACAAGCCUACGACCUCAUGAGCCCAGCAACGACAAUGCAGCCCCCAGACCUCGACAGUACCUCCUCCCUAGGCACCAUCCCCCAAGAACCCGACAUGCAAUACGCCCCUCCGCCGCCACAGCCCCCCGCGCCCGCAGGAGCCUACAACCUCUGGCCCCAAAACGGCCUCGAAUUCCAAUUCGACGCCUUCAAAUCCGUCAACCGCAAUAUGCAUCAUGAUCCCGGCGGCUACGGCUACCCCAGCGACUCCUCCACGCGCGCAUCGAUUGUGAGUUACUUUGAUUCGAGCGAGGAUGAGCAGCAGCAUUCGCAGCAGCAUCCGCAGCAGGGCAUGACGGAUUAUGCACCUUACCUUGAUUAUGGCGUUGUGAGCGGGAUGGGCACGUUUUUGUUGGACGAUGACGAGCAGAAUGAAAUGUCGGCGUUGAAUCAGCGGUUUUCGGGAUUUUGAGGGGAGGCAUGGAUGUCAUGGACUUGCGAGGGAUUUCUUCUUUCUUCCAAUUUCACGUAUGCGAAUCGAAUUCACGCUUUCUU
Messenger RNA from Neohortaea acidophila, 2121 nucleotides. RefSeq lists its product as uncharacterized. The record is from RefSeq and is a predicted model, not a curated record. The transcript is spliced from 3 exons. NCBI's taxonomy places the organism in Eukaryota, Fungi, Ascomycota, Dothideomycetes, Mycosphaerellales, Teratosphaeriaceae. Bases 122 to 2038 code for a protein of 638 amino acids.